Spea bombifrons (plains spadefoot toad) is the source of this 2009-nucleotide messenger RNA. RefSeq names its product opioid receptor delta 1 (gene OPRD1). NCBI's taxonomy places the organism in Eukaryota, Metazoa, Chordata, Amphibia, Anura, Pelobatidae. Gene Ontology annotation, biological process: G protein-coupled opioid receptor signaling pathway; neuropeptide signaling pathway. Gene Ontology annotation, cellular component: membrane; neuron projection. The transcript is spliced from 3 exons. Gene Ontology annotation, molecular function: neuropeptide binding; G protein-coupled enkephalin receptor activity. The record is from RefSeq and is a predicted model, not a curated record. The coding region runs from base 12 to 1133 and encodes 373 amino acids.
ACUGCUUCACUAUGGAGCUAGAGCUGGAAAUGUCUACCUCCAGACUAUACCCAGACUUCAUUGUUUCCAAUGCCACACAGAAUUUCUCAUAUUUCCCCUCAUCAAACUCCAGCUUCAGUGUUCCGGGCCAAACAGUCUCCAGGAAUCAUGGCUCCAUUGUAAUGGCAGUGGCUAUUACUGCUCUAUACUCAGUGGUGUGUGUUGUGGGGCUGCUCGGCAACAUCCUGGUCAUGUAUGGGAUUGUAAGAUAUACCAAGAUGAAGACUGCCACCAACAUCUACAUUUUCAACCUUGCCCUAGCAGAUGCUCUAGCCACUAGUACCCUACCAUUCCAGAGUGCCAAAUAUCUCAUGGAGACCUGGCCUUUCGGAGAAAUCCUCUGCAAAGUGGUUCUGUCCAUAGAUUACUACAACAUGUUCACCAGCAUUUUCACUUUGACCAUGAUGAGUGUGGACCGGUAUAUAGCUGUGUGCCACCCUGUAAGAGCACUGGACUUCCGUACCCCUUCCAAAGCGAAAGUGAUAAAUGUCUGCAUUUGGAUCUUGUCAUCAGUCAUUGGGGUCCCGAUUAUGGUUAUGGCUGUUACUAAAAAUAAUAAGGCAGGCACAGUCACCUGUACGCUUCAAUUUCCUCGUCCUGACUGGUAUUGGGACACUGUUACCAAAAUAUGUGUCUUUAUCUUUGCCUUUGUGGUGCCAGUCUUGGUAAUUACAGUGUGCUAUGGAUUAAUGAUAUUGCGUCUGCGCAGUGUACGUCUCCUCUCUGGCUCUAGGGAGAAGGAUCGCAACCUGCGUCGCAUCACCCGCAUGGUGUUGGUGGUGGUAGCUGCAUUCAUCAUCUGCUGGACUCCAAUACACAUCUUUGUCAUUGUGUGGACCAUGGUGGACAUUGACAAGAGAAACCCCUAUGUUGUGGCAAGCUGGCAUUUCUGCAUUGCCUUGGGCUACACCAACAGCAGCCUAAACCCUGUCCUGUAUGCCUUUCUGGAUGAAAACUUCAAAAGGUGUUUUCGUGAGUUCUGCCUUCCUUUUCGCACACACUCUGAGCAAAACAGCUUCAGCAGAGCCCGUAACACCACUCGAGACCAUGUUUCUACUUGUGCUCAAUCUCAUGCCCCAGACAAGCCGGUAUGACUAGACAUGAAGGGCCGAAGGCGACGAUCUGGAGGCCAAAUGUGUGAAGACUUGAACUCUGAAGUCACUCAAGUUACCAGUACCACCGAAUUUUAGCAGGAAUUCUGUUUAGCUGUUUUUAUAUUGAGGAUCUCAAAAGUGACAUUAGUAAUGACAUCUCAACUUCCAAUCUGACACAUAUGCUAUACUAUUCCUGAGAAGAGAGUUCCUGGCUCAAAAUUAAAAUAUAUACAAGAUGACAAGACAUCUUUCAUCCGAUACCAUUGGAUGUUAAGUGUAUUAAAACAUUACUUAGAUCUUCUCAUCUUGAAGAAAAUAACGAGCCCUUAACAUGUAUCAUCCACAAGGACAUUGAUUCUUUGAUCCCAUGGAACCUUUCAUUCUAACCUAGGGUCUGAGACAUAGUUGUUUUAGGUGUUCAAGUGAACAACCCCAUUCUAUUUAUUGAUCCAACUCACACUUUACUGAGAUACUUGAUCAACUGGAGAACCUAACCUUUCUUCAUCACUGCAGUUUUCAAGAAUGUAAAAUACAAUUAUUUUUUACUAUUUGAAAAACUAUAAUCAUAGAAGUUUCUUCUCUGGAUUUCAUCUAAGGAAUAAUUCAGUGUAAACUUUUAUCCAGGUUAUGGCACAUUUUACUGCUUAAUGGAGUAAGCUAAAAACAUUUGCUGCAAUCAUAGCUAAAGAUCACAUACCGAUAUUGUCAAGAUCCCAACUCAGAUACAUACUUUACAACCAAACCUUCCUCUAAAAUGAAAAUGUGUUCUGUCCUGAUUCACUUGGGCAAGUUUUCUUUAUUUCGAUAAAGGCAGAAGCAAUAAGUGACUUGAACAAACAGCAGAAGUCAUGUGGGAAAGUGAAGGUCUUUUCACAA